UUGGUGCGUUCCUCACACUGCAAUGCUCUGCAUUGGGUGUGUGAUUAUUCCGUUUAAUAACACGUUGGUUACAGAAUGGGGAUACUCUGAGUUAGGCAUAAUGUUGGAAUACUCUUAAUCUCAAAAGGACAGUGAACAUAUCAUUAAAUGUUAAGGACGACUGGCGCCACAAGAAGUAACUUCCAAGUUGGUUUGACUUUAAAAGGAUGCUCUGCGGUCUAAGCUUAGCUGUCUUCCUUGUCUGGGCCACAUUAAGCGCACACACUACUGGUCAACCCUGCCUAUGUUCAGCCCUCAUGCCUGCUGGUCUGCAGGUCAAUUGCAGCUCUUUAAACCUGGUGGACCUGCUUCAUCUACCGUCAGAAACCACGGAGCUCCAUGUGCAGGACAACCGGCUCACCUCGGUGUCUCCAGGCCUCUUUGACAGACUGGUUGGUGUGAAAAAGGUCUCACUAUCUGGGAAUCCUUUUCAUGAAUGCAGGAUCCAAUACCUGCGGAACUGGUUGCUAAAGAACAGGGCUGUUGUCUCCACGGAGCCCACCUGUGCCAGUCCAAGCUCUGUGGCCCAGAGAGCCAUCGCUGAACUCGAUGAUGACUACUUUUCCGCCUGCAUGGGAAGCUGCACCCAUGGGACUUACAACACUGUGAUGGGAGUGAUGCUUUGCUGCCUCAUUGUUCUGCUUCUGUGGAGCUUGAGACUAGCCAAAAGGUCUACCGUCACUCUGUACAUAUACGAGAGACAUUCGGGAUUCGAGGCCGACUCUCUGCGCUCACUGAAGCCCAAACACAGGAGGAGGAUGCACACCGCACAGUCAGAGGUCAACGUGGAGUCUGUCACUUGUGCAGAGGACCUAGAAAAGCCAGUUAUCAACAUGGAGUUACUGCCACAAGUACUGGAUGCGUUGCACAAGAAGCACAAUAUAAAGAUAAAGGCUACCUAAGUGAAAUACUGCAGUGGAAUUACAAUAACACUACAGGUGGAAAAUAUAGUUGAGGGCAGUAACGUUUUGUAAUAAAGUUGUUUUUAAUGCUAAACUGCUAAAGCCAGGUGUCCUGAGACUUCUUCUGGGUUUCUUACAAUGCAACCCAAUGUUAAUCUGUGAAAUUGUAAUAAUUUAGGCAGAACAUACAUAUUCACUAACAUUAGAAAAUUUAAGAGGCUAUUUUGUCUUCUAAUUGUAUUGGUAAUGUCUAGAUACUCAUCAGUCUAUGUAUGCUAUAUAUUUGUCUUACAAUUGAUCUGUCAGUCCUACAGGACUCUCACAAAAAAAAUGUAAUUUCUAAAUUUAAGACCUUUUGAAAUCCUCAAAAAGCACAAGUGGCUGUUUUAACAUUUAAUAACUAGACUGGAUAUCUUGCAGAUAUCUGUCAUUUAAUUAUUCCUAGUACAAAACAAAAGAUUUCAAAUAUCCAGAAUGAUAUUUUUCCUAUUCAAAAUUGUCAUUUUAGAUAUAUUUUUUAUAUCUCGAAUGAAAAUUCUGGAUAUCUGCAGUGUAAUUGUUACUUGGAAAAACUCCCAUUUCAGAUCUCUUCAAUCCAAUUGCUACUAGUUAUACCUUUAACUAUAGAUAACAAAGAUUAAAAACCAUACCAGAUAUCCAUGAUGUGAUUUUGACUAUCCAAAACAAGUAAAAAUGUCAUUACUGAUAUCCACAGUUGGCAAUAUGAUGACAUCACUACCAUUGUCUGGAAUUAUGGUGAAAUGUAUUUUUAUAACACCUCAAAUAGUCGGAAAUUAGCUUUUUGUUAGGGUAAAAUGUGGGACUUUUAAAAUCUCUUAAUUUAACAGCAAGAAUAUUUGAUUUGUGUCUUUAUGUAGUCACAGAUGUCCUCAACCUAAAUGAAUCAGUCAGUGUCACUUUAAAUGAUAAGGGACACAGGUAACGUGUCUUGUGACUAUAAACCAAUGCAUCUUAUUUCCAUAUAUGCAUGUUUUUGUAUUUGUUAAAACCUUAUUUUGAAAACCGGACGUGGUCAUACGCGUAUUCUUCAGCCAUUUCCGCCUAGUUUUGCUAGCUCCCCUCUAUGCUAGCUCCGGAUCUGAGAAGUUUAAAUCAUGAUUUUAAUGCGUUCCCUGUGAAUAUCAGAAUGUGGGCGCGCUUCAAUUUUGACCGGUUUGACUAAAGAGAUGCAAUUGUCGACUCCAUAUGUCUCCAUAUGUCUUUAUUUGAAACUAUAGCCCACGGUAUCGGUGUGGCACAUGCGCAGUGUAACUGGAGCUGUGGUGUUGUAGGGUGGGUACUGCACACGUGCGCUAGCAGUAAAGAGAUGGUGUACGCUCAGGUGCUCAAAAAAACGAGUCGUAGUAUAGUAUGCCUUUUGAGGAUUUCUGCAUGUUCUGAUAUGCAAGUUUUAUUUUAAAUUCUACAAUUUUUUCCACAGUUUUAGCAAUGAAACCAUACCCAACAGUACACAAGGUUGUAAGGCCGGACUAAUCGGUAUCAUGACUCUUGUAGUCUCAUUUAGCCACUUGUUAAAAACCGCCUUGGAGUCAGAAUUCAUGGUUUAUUUCGUAUUUACUGACUUAUUUUAUAUCUUAGAACAGAAUAUUAAAAUAUCUUAAGCUUGUUUCAGGCAUCAAACCAAAAAAAACAUUUAAAAAAAAAAACCCAUCGACUUCAAGACGAGGGAACAGGAAGUGCAAAGUUGAUAACUCAUUUCCAGGUGUUAGGACACUUUACUGCAGCACUCUAUUAUUGUGCCUCCGCCUACACUGCCAACAAAAAUACGUCAUUAUGUUGACUGACGGAGAAGUCUAUUAGAGUGAUCAAUACCAUGGCCAUCUCUGAUAAGUGGUGGAUCAUUUUUCAUAACAAAACAAAAAACAAAGUUUGCAGAACAUGUGUAAUAAUUAUUCCUUAUAUUUUCUGACGUUCAGUUAUUUACAAUGAAAAAAAAUACCACAAAUGAUCAAAUAUAUGGAGCGAUAAA
Molecule: messenger RNA, 2931 nt
Organism: Anarrhichthys ocellatus (wolf-eel)
Lineage: Eukaryota; Metazoa; Chordata; Actinopteri; Perciformes; Anarhichadidae
Gene: gp9
Product: glycoprotein IX platelet
Source: RefSeq, a predicted model, not a curated record